AUGGAAGUCGCUGUACCCGCCGAUCACUAUAAUGUGGACGAUGUCCCGAAAAUUGACCCAGUGGUUCUCACAAAAGCUAUUCUUGAACAAGAACUACUGAAGCUAAAAGAAGCGAUAUCGCCCGGUCCUCAUGAAAUACCAGCAAAUUUGUUGAAGGAAUUAGCCACAGAAUUGGCAGAACCUCUGGGUCUCCUCUUCCAGGCCUAUCUUGAUGGAGGCAGACUGCAUCCUGAGUGGAAGACUGCGUGGAUUUCGCAGAUACAUAAAAGUGGCAGUCGCGCUUCCGCAAACAACUACCGACCGGUAAGUCUUACCUCCAUGUGCUGCAAAGUUAUGGAGCAAAUUAUUACUCGUGAGUGGAUGCGGUUUUUAGAGCAACAUCAUCUUCUAUCUGAUGCACAGCAUGGGUUCCGCAGUGGAAUGUCCGGCUUGACCAAUCUACUCUACUUUCUUGAACAGUGGGCACGAGCGAUUGAUGAAGGAUACGUGGUGCAUUUAGUGUAUAUAUACUUCAAGAAGGCCUUCGACAGCGUUCUACGCCAACAUCUCCUAUGCAGGCUGAACCGCAUAGGGGUGAGAGCCAAGCUUUUGAAUCUGAUUGAAAACCUUUUGAUCGGUCGGUCUCAAACUGUCCGUCUUUUUGGCCUGCAAUCGGCAUAGGUGACGGUUACGAGCGAAGUACCUCAGGGCUCCUUUCUUGGCCCUAUCCUCCUCCUCAUCUAUAUUGUUGACUGCAUCCAUGGUUUGGACUGCGACAUUGCUAUGUUUGCUGACGAUAUAAAGCUUUGGACCCUCAUCGGCAACCAGGACGAUGGAACCAAUCUCUAG
Molecule: messenger RNA, 828 nt
Organism: Spirometra erinaceieuropaei
Lineage: Eukaryota; Metazoa; Platyhelminthes; Cestoda; Diphyllobothriidea; Diphyllobothriidae
Source: the annotation of a GenBank genome assembly